Messenger RNA from Ailuropoda melanoleuca (giant panda), 1377 nucleotides. RefSeq names its product ovo like zinc finger 2 (gene OVOL2). Gene Ontology annotation, biological process: regulation of transcription by RNA polymerase II; epidermal cell differentiation. The record is from RefSeq and is a predicted model, not a curated record. Gene Ontology annotation, molecular function: DNA-binding transcription factor activity, RNA polymerase II-specific; RNA polymerase II cis-regulatory region sequence-specific DNA binding. Gene Ontology annotation, cellular component: nucleus. The transcript is spliced from 4 exons. Bases 286 to 1113 code for a protein of 275 amino acids. Lineage: Eukaryota; Metazoa; Chordata; Mammalia; Carnivora; Ursidae.
CCCAAGUUUCCUGGUGCCUUUUCUAUUCCACCUUAUGAAACUUUUUCCUCGGCGUGGUCUCACCGGCGAUUUAAGGCAUAGGUGUCGCCGAGCCUGGAGGCUGGGAGUCGCCGGGCGUGCGGGGGAGAGGCCUGGGCCGCGGCGCGGCGGGGGGCGGAGGGAGAGGGCAGGCAAGGCGGGAAGGUGGGCUCUGGCCGCGGGGAGCCGGGGACCGAGUCCCUGCCGCAGCUUCUAGCGGGGAGCAGCCGGGAGGAGGGGGCCGCCGGCCGGGGAGGGGGCCACACCAUGCCCAAAGUCUUCCUGGUGAAGAGGAGGAGCCCCGGGGUCUCCGUCCGCAGCUGGGAUGAGCUCCCGGAUGAGGAAAGGGCAGACACCUACAUCCCAGUGGGCCUAGGCCGUCUGCUCCACGACCCCUCCGAGGACUGCCGCAGCGACGGCGGCAGCAGCAGCAGCAGCGGCGGCAGCAGCAGCGCGGGGGAGCCUGGAGGCGCCGAGAGCAGCUCGUCCCCGCGCGCCCCCGAGCGCGAAAUCCCCGAGCCCGGCGACGCCGAGGGCCCGGGCGGACACCUGGCGGCGAUGCAGCGCCCGGUCGCCAGGUCGAAAAUCAAGUUCACCACAGGUACGUGCAGCGACCCCGCGGCCCACAGCUGUGAGCUGUGCGGCAAGGCCUUCCGCCUGCAGCGCAUGCUUAACCGGCACCUCAAGUGCCACAACCAGGUGAAGAAGCACCUGUGCACCUUCUGCGGCAAGGGCUUCAAUGACACCUUCGACCUGAAGAGGCACGUCCGCACGCACACAGGCAUUCGCCCCUACAAAUGUGACAUCUGCAACAAAGCCUUCACCCAGCGCUGCUCCCUGGAGUCCCACCUGAAGAAGAUCCACGGGGUGCAGCAGCAGUAUGCCUACAAGCAACGCCGGGACAAACUCUACGUCUGUGAGGAUUGUGGCUACACGGGCCCCACCCAGGAGGACCUGUACCUGCACGUGAACAGUGCCCACCCGGGCAGCGCCUUUCUCAAAAAGACAUCCAAAAAACUAGCGGCUCUUUUGCAAACCAAGCUGAUGUCCACGCGCCAGGGGAAUGCCAACCUGAGUGAGGAGGAGGAGAAGUGAGGAGGAGGAGGCAGCCAGAGCGGCCGUGUUUACAGGGAUUUGGGGUUUGGAAGGUCCCCCGUCACCCACAUCCUGUCCAACAGUAGCAUUAACAGAUGUUUGCGGAUGGUCACGAUCUCUGUGAGACAUUUUUCUUUCUUUUUAUUCUUUAUUCUUUCUUUCUUUUUUUUUUUUAGGACUUUCACAUGUGUAGGCAGAGGUUUCUUAGAGAGACGCUCAUUUUAUGGUGCCUUGAAAUAAAAGUACUUCCACUUGCCAUGAUGC